AAACUCAAUGGGUGAAUGGCAUUAAUUUGUGCAGCAGAAAUUGGUUGGGAGAUUCAAUGCAACCCAACGAGUUUAAUGGCUCUGAAUUUGAUAAGAACCAGAGAUCUCUCCCUUUCGAAAUUGGAGUUUCCAUCGAUGGCAAAGAGAGUAAGGAUGGUAUCAGUGUUCUUACUUACUUUGCUCCUCUCCUUGUCGUCCUCUCACAAAAAAUUAUUCAAUGAGGCAACCGAACACACCGAAAAGCUAGCAUUUCAUGGCUUCCAUAAAUCGUACCUUCAAAUUUAUAACAACUCCAAAUAUGGAAUUUUGCAGCUCGACAAUGGUUUGGGAAAAACUCCUCCCAUGGGAUGGAAUAGUUGGAACCAUUUUGGCUGCAGUAUAGAUGAAAGGGUCAUCAAAGAAACUGCGGAUGCACUUGUUGCUACGGGACUGGCUGAGUUAGGCUAUGUAUACGUCAACAUAGAUGAUUGCUGGGCCAACCAACAGAGAAUUCUGGUAAUCUCUCCUUACUUGGCUCCUGAUCUCAAAACUUUUCCCUCAGGGAUUAAAGCCCUUGCUGAUUAUGUACAUGGGAAAGGCUUGAAGCUUGGAAUAUAUGGCGAUGCUGGGCAAUUAACUUGCCAGAAGCGACCAGGGUCGCUCGGCUUUGAACUUUGGGAUGCAAUGAUGCUAGCAUCUUGGGAGGUGGAUUAUUUGAAGUAUGAUAACUGUUAUGAUAUGGGAAUCAGUCCAGAAGAAAGAUACCCACCAAUGCGUGAUGCCCUAAAUUCAACUGGCCGAAACAUUUUCUACUCAAUUUGUGAAUGGGGCGUUGAUGAUCCGGCAUUAUGGGCUCCCAGAGUUGGAAAUAGUUGGCGUACAACAAUUGAUAUAAGUGAUUCAUGGGAAAGCAUGACUAGAAUUGCAGAUAUCAACGAUAAGUGGGCAGAGUAUGCAGGACCUGGUGGUUGGAAUGAUCCAGAUAUGUUGGAAGUUGGCAAUGGUGGCAUGACCUAUCAAGAAUACAGAAGCCAUUUUAGCAUAUGGGCUUUAAUGAAGGCCCCUCUGUUGAUUGGUUGUGAUGUGAGAAACAUGUCUCCACAAACUUUGGAAAUUCUAAGCAAUAAGGAAGUCAUUGAUGUAAACCAAGAUAGUCUUGGGCUCCAGGGAAGAAAAAUUAAAGUUUCUGGCAAAGAUGGUUGUCUUCAGGUGUGGGCAGGUCUCUUAUCAAGUUCUGCACCUGAGAUUCGCUUGGCUAUUGUUCUUUGGAAUCGAUGUUCAACUGCUUCAAUGAUCUCCGUAAGCUGGCUUGAACUUGGAGUUAUAUUUGACAUCAUUGUCUCAGUAAGGGACUUAUGGGAGCACAAAUUUCUAGAUAGCAUUAGCCGUGAUUCAUUUGGGGCUGAAGUUGACUCUCAUGACUGCAAGAUGUAUAUCAUGACGCAUAUCCCCUUGUUCCAUUCUGAAUCUUAGACAAUGCUCAGAGACGGGAAGGCCAAGAGAUUUAGGAAGUUGUGAAAGAGCUAGAUUAUGUCAUUACUUAAAUAAAAAGGGUAUCUAGUUUCUCGAUCUCUAUUCCUUUAUGUAAAAGGUAAUCAAAAGUCGAGAGAUUCGUAUCCAACAUGAGUCCUUUAAAUCAACUAGUCUCUCUUUAUAAGUGACUUCUGAGUGAUAAUAAAAUAUGUUGUGAAGUAUUAUUGAAGGGUGUUCCUAUCUAGAACCUAUCAGUUA
Molecule: messenger RNA, 1710 nt
Organism: Cucurbita moschata (crookneck pumpkin)
Lineage: Eukaryota; Viridiplantae; Streptophyta; Magnoliopsida; Cucurbitales; Cucurbitaceae
Product: alpha-galactosidase 3-like
Exons: 15
Coding region: 16-1452 (478 amino acids)
Biological process (GO): carbohydrate metabolic process
Molecular function (GO): hydrolase activity, hydrolyzing O-glycosyl compounds
Source: RefSeq, a predicted model, not a curated record